AUGCAUAAAAUUGUCAUAGAUGUGAAAGAGGUCAAUCCCAUAACCGGUUUUAACGACAUUGGACGCCUUGAAGCUAAACUACUGUCUGUAACAAAGUCUAUAACGAGUAUUGUGAGCAAUAUAGCCCAGGUAGAAACAGAGGAACUUGAGGCCUCAGAGGAAGAAGGUGGGGCAAUAAGUAAAUUUGUCCAGGCUUUUGAGGAACAAAUCAGUCGUGUUGAGGUUGCCGAUGGUGGGAUGCUCAACAUUCAGCAGCCAAAUGUAGCCGUACAGGUUCAGAGUGUACUUGCUGACGACGUAAUGAGCGGUCUUGUGCUUUCGCUUGUUGGAUCCAGUCUUUCAGACCUGACUCAGUCCAAUAUUACCAUCAGUGCUCCGACCCAAGAUGACCGCGAUGACGUCGUUGCUACCGGACCGGACAUCAUCGCUCAGGUCAAAAUUCCACCUUCAGUUUCAUCCGUCAUUUCGUCCACGGCCCUACUCUCAGGAUCGGCGUCGAAUGGCAGUGGCGAUUACGUCCGGGUCAACUUCAAUGUAUUUUCAACUCCAGCCCUGUUCAUGUCUAAAUCAUUGCGCACAAUCAGUGCGGAUAAUGAAGGCUUCAAUCGAUCGGCUAACUCUCCCGUGAUUUCUCUCAGUAUUGGUCAAGGGAAAUUAGCAGCCUUGAACGAAUUCAUCAAUUUUACCUUCACUACAAUAAUGUCUGGAUACGUGAAUCCCAUGUGCUCAUUCUGGGAUGAGGAGGAGCAAGAUUGGUCCCAAGAUGGGUGUGUUCUUGUUUCUGGAUUCACAUCAUCGGAUGAGCGCUAUGAUGAGGAGGGCGUGCGCUGUGCAUGUGAUCAUCUUACCAACUUCGCUGUAAUAAUGGAUAUCCAUAGACAGAAGGAUCCAUUAAUCGAGACAUACAACAUCCUGACUUACAUUGGAUGCUGUAUUUCUAUCUUCAGUCUUCUUGUCACAUUGGCGACCUACCUGUGGAACAAGGAUUUGAGAACCAAACAGACUAACCAGAUCUUCAUCUGUCUGUGCCUGACCUUGCUGUGUCUCUACACGACAUUUGUCAUCAUGAUCUCUCUGGAUUAUAUCAGAGAUUAUCGUGAUGUCCAAGCUGGACCCUGUUGGUUCCUGGCGGCCUUAGUUCACUACUUCGUUUUGUCUUCCAUUGCAUGGAUGGGUGUAGAAGGGUACAAUACCUACCUCAUCAUUGUGAAGAUCUUCAACACCUACAUCCAGAAUUUCAUGAUCAAGGCUUUCUUAGCUGCAUGGGGAAUUCCUGCUUUCAUCGUGGUUCUUACCGGAGCAAUUGCUAGAGGCUCUUAUGCUCAUGAUGAUAUAUGCUUUCUACAAUUCUGGGCUCAAGUCGGUGGUCUCCUGAUUCCCAUGUCCACCAUCCUCCUCAUCAACAUUGUCAUCUUCAUUCUGGUGGUUCGACAAUUGCUCCGAUUAGCCAACAUCGCUGGUCGAGUGAAAGGAGAGGCUAAGGUAGAACGUCGAGAGACUAUCGAACGCGUCCAGAACGCGAUCUGCAUCUUGUUCCUGCUCGGUCUGACCUGGGUCACCGGAUAUCUUCUUUUGAUCCCGUCAUUCAGUCAGGUGGCUCAGCCAAUCUUCGUCGUCCUUAACUCCUUCCAAGGAUUUUUCAUCUUUCUACUCUACUGCGUCCGGAAUCCUCACAUCCGUAAGAAAUGGGGACUAACUUGUUUCGACGAGUUCCUAAAGAAAGAAGCAAGCACUUCCAGCGGUGGGGUAAGCUCGACGGCGCUAUCCUCGUCACUUGGCAUGGUAAGCAAAUUGCGCCCAGGAGCCUCGGGUAAUUACUCGUUGCCUAUGAUAGACGACCAUCCCGAUCCUAUUUGUAUGUUCAGUCCGACCUAUGAUGAUAGCCAGGUUGAGGAUGGGGUCACACCACCUAUGAACGAAGAUAUCCAACGUUCUUCAGAGGAACAGAAGAAGUACACAGAUUGUGAUGCAAAAAGCACCGAUGUCGUUGCGGUAAGUCUCCCUCUUGAUGCAUCCGUCCCAGAGGCCACUAAGAGAGAUGAUGAUGUUUCCUCCACCACGGUCAGUGUUACUCUGGAUGCAACUGAUGCCAGGAAAGCUACUGAUUCCACCAAUGAUGCUGCUGUCAGCCUCCCUAAGGAUGCUGCGGAUGGCACCAUCCACAAUGAGAGGAGUGAUGAUGUUGCUUCUGCAACAGGUGAUGCUGCCGCCAAUCUUCCAAUGGAUUCGACGGACUUCAGCAAAGUAAAUUAG
Messenger RNA from Strongylocentrotus purpuratus (purple sea urchin), 2253 nucleotides. Its product is annotated as adhesion G-protein coupled receptor G2-like. NCBI's taxonomy places the organism in Eukaryota, Metazoa, Echinodermata, Echinoidea, Camarodonta, Strongylocentrotidae. Gene Ontology annotation, molecular function: G protein-coupled receptor activity. Gene Ontology annotation, biological process: cell surface receptor signaling pathway; G protein-coupled receptor signaling pathway. The coding region runs from base 1 to 2253 and encodes 750 amino acids. Gene Ontology annotation, cellular component: membrane. The transcript is spliced from 9 exons. The record is from RefSeq and is a predicted model, not a curated record.